AUGUGGCCAGAAACACUCAGCGAAACACCGCUCUGGAAACGGGUACGUUUUGAGGAGCGCUUGUCGAUAUCUCCAGCUGUGCUGCAAGGUCCAAAAACUGUCUUCAACGCGAUCUACCGCAGUCUAUUCAACCGACUUUUUCGUUACGACCCGCUUCUGCAGGGAACCGUGGUGUCGUUGCGUGCGGUACCUGGCGCCGCACUGGAUCCACUGCACAAGCGUCGGGCAAACACGUACACCGCUGCAGAACCAAAACUCGACCUAGAGGUUACGGAUCGAGGGUUUUUCCAUGUUCGGCUCCAUGUGGAGGCUCUUGUUUUCUCUCCGCCGGUGGUUGAUGGCGAAGCAUCGAUCGUUGUGAAGAAUGGAACCCGGACGCGGCAGCUUCCUCGAUUGUAUGGUCGAGUCGUAUUUCUCGGCACGCGGCAUGUUGCACUACGAGUGUUUGGUAUUUUUCACGCAGCCAUUAGCGUGGAUGAUUUUCCGGGAGAAUAUCGACGAGAGCAUGACCGAUGGAUACCGUUAGCAGUAGAUGCCCCAGGUGUCGACUUAUCGGAGAAACAAGUUCGUGUCGGGGACGUGCUCUGUUUUGAGGUGAAAGAUCUCCAGCACGCGUCCAAUGGUAUCUUUGUGAUCCGAGGAGGGGUUCCCGUCCCCGAUGCAAACUGCGUGGAGACGACGCCGGCCCCGGGAGCACCACAAGCUGAUACCACAACGCGCCCUCUAGAGUAUACGCUUCCGGAUUACGAGGCACUUCACGAUGAGUUACUUCGGAACCAAGUCGAGCGAUUCCUCACGGCUGCCUGGCGCGCGUCGACGCUGGGCGACCAUGUGGACAUCGCGACGUUCCAGGAGCUUGUGAGCCUGGAAAUACCAGGUCACGAUGGAGCUGCAAAGCUACCACGAACCACGACAGAUACGGAGACGAAUCUGGGGGUUAUCAGACUCACUGCGGACGCUAUUGACCGCGAAAUCAUAUGGGACGCUGAUAGCGAUAGCAUUUCCGAAAACAGCACCGCUCACGAGGAUCCGUCGGCGUCGAAACUCGAAGCCCUAUCCGGAGAGUUCUUCACAUUGGGGAACGCUGACUCGGACCCGCUGGCAGAGCUUGUAGCUGCUUCACGUGGGCACCCCACAGUCGGGUAG
Messenger RNA from Cyanidioschyzon merolae strain 10D, 1146 nucleotides. RefSeq lists its product as hypothetical. The record is from RefSeq and is a predicted model, not a curated record. The coding region runs from base 1 to 1146 and encodes 381 amino acids. Lineage: Eukaryota; Rhodophyta; Bangiophyceae; Cyanidiales; Cyanidiaceae. The transcript has a single exon.